This is a messenger RNA of Cornus florida, 4187 nucleotides long. Its product is annotated as systemin receptor SR160-like. The transcript has a single exon. Gene Ontology annotation, biological process: protein phosphorylation. Bases 313 to 3951 code for a protein of 1212 amino acids. The record is from RefSeq and is a predicted model, not a curated record. Gene Ontology annotation, molecular function: protein kinase activity; protein binding; ATP binding. NCBI's taxonomy places the organism in Eukaryota, Viridiplantae, Streptophyta, Magnoliopsida, Cornales, Cornaceae.
AGAAAAUACACAGUCACACACACACAUAUAUAUCUCUAUAGUGAGAGAGAGAGAAAUGGGGGAUGGUUUAUGCCAUGUGAGCAACAGCCUCUUCCACGCCCGCCAAAUAUAUGUAACCUUCUUCCCUUCCUUAUUUCGUCUUUUUACUCUCUUCCCCUUCUUCCUCUCUCUCUCUCUCUCUCUCUCUCUCUCAAACAAAAUCCCACUUUCUCUCUCUACAACACCAGCUCUCUCUAUCUCUUUCUCUCUCUCUCAUGGCAGAACUGAAAUUAAGGCCGAAGAAACCAGUCCCCUGAAGGGCCUGACCUCAAGAUGAAAACUGUAGAUAGGACUCCUCACUGUCCCCACUCUCUCAGCUCAAAAAGUCCAUUCUCUCUCUAUCACUUCCUCAUACUCCUCCCCUUCACCUUUCUCUCUCUAAAACCUUCCUUAGCAUCCACUAAUGGACUCUUCACAGACUCUCAACUACUCCAGAACUUCAAAGCCUCACUACCAAACCCAGAUAAACUCCAAAACUGGGUACCCAACAACACCCCCUGCAAUUUCACCGGAGUUUCUUGCCGGAACUCCAGAGUAUCUUCCGUCAAUCUGACCGAUACCCAUCUGGGUAUCGAUUUGUCGUCCAUCGCAAGGUUUCUGAUAACACUUCCCAAUUUGGAGACCCUUUCGCUGAAGAGCACGAACCUCACCGGCUCUGUAUCUCCGGUGGCCAAGUCCCAAUGCUCCGCCGUUUUGAGCACCGUCGAUCUGUCGGAUAACGGCCUCUCGAGUCCGGUCUCAGAGCUCUCGAGCUUCGCGGCAUGUUCGAGCUUGAAGUCUCUGAACCUCUCGACUAACUCCUUCCAUUUCACGGCCGGUUCGAAGCAAUCCAAUGGUCUGCGACUCAAUUUACAGGUUCUGGAUCUUUCCCACAACCAGAUUUCGGGUGAAAAUGUCGUUCCGAUGAUGUUUUCCGGCGGCUGCGGUGACCUUCGGUACCUGUCAAUGAAGGGUAACAAGCUCGCCGGAGCUGUUCCGCUAUCAGAUUGUCAGACUUUGGAGUAUCUAGAUCUCUCCGACAACAAUAUCAGCUCGACUUUUCCGUCUUUGGAAAAUUGCUUGUAUUUACAGCACUUGGAUUUAUCGUCCAACAAGUUUUCCGGCGACGUUAGCGCCGGACUCUCGGGUUGUGAAAGCCUCACUUUCCUGAAUCUGACGAAAAACCAGUUUUCCGGCGAAAUUCCGGUGCUUCCAAGUGGAGGAAAACUGCAGUCGGUGUAUCUUUCCCUCAACCAUUUCACCGGUGAGAUACCUAUGCACCUUACCCGUUUGUGUUCGAGUCUGAUAGAGUUAGACAUCUCUGCUAACAAUUUGUAUGGUACUGUUCCUGAUACUUUUGGUGUAUGCUCUUCUUUAGAAUCAUUUGAUAUAUCUAACAACAACUUCUCUGGUUUAUUACCCAUUCAAACCCUUCUAAAUCUCACCAAUUUGAAGACUCUGGUGUUGUCAUUCAACAACUUUGUUGGUGGGUUGCCUGAUUCCUUGAUGAAACUGACAAAUUUGGAGACUUUCGAUGUGAGUUCUAACAGUUUGUCUGGUUCUAUUCCAUUGGGACUUUGUAAUGACCCUAGAAACAACAUGAAAGAGCUCUAUCUUCAGAAUAACAAGUUCACUGGUCCGGUACCGGAUAGUUUAAGUAAUUGUUCGCAGUUGGUUUCGCUUGAUCUGAGCUUCAAUUACCUCAAUGGGACAAUCCCAUCUAGCUUGGGUUCCCUCUCCAGCCUUCGCGAUUUGAUCAUUUGGUUGAAUCAGCUUCAUGGGGAGAUCCCAAAAGAGCUGAUGUACAUUCAAGCACUCGAGAAUCUGAUUCUUGAUUUCAAUGAAUUGACUGGGACAAUCCCUGCUGGUUUGAGCAAUUGCACCAGUUUGAAUUGGAUUUCCUUGUCCAACAACAGGUUGAGUGGUGAAAUUCCGGCCUCCCUUGGUCGUUUGGCUAAUCUAGCAAUCCUCAAGCUCGGGAACAACUCCAUUUCCGGGAGCAUACCUGCAGAGCUUGGGGAUUGUCGAAGCCUGCUAUGGUUGGAUCUUAACACCAAUUUGUUGAGUGGGAUUAUUCCCCCUGCUCUGUUCAAACAAUCUGGCAAUAUUGCGGGGUCUGUGCUCACUGGGAAGAGGUAUAAAUACAUUAAAAAUGAUGGCAGUAAGCAAUGUCAUGGAGCGGGGAAUUUGCUCGAGUUUGGAGGAAUCAGAGAGGAACAGAUGAACAGAAUUUCCACGAGGCAUCCCUGCAAUUUCACUAGAGUUUAUGAUGGUGUCACUCAACCGACUUUCAAUCACAAUGGUUCGAUGAUUUUUCUUGACAUUUCCUAUAAUAUGUUGAAUGGUAGUAUUCCAAAGGAGCUCGGAUCCAUGUACUAUCUCUCUAUAUUGAAUUUGGGGCAUAAUGAACUCUCUGGCCCUCUUCCUCAAGAGCUUGGAGGUUUGAAGAAUGUGGCAAUUCUUGAUCUUUCGUAUAAUAAGCUUAAUGGGUCAAUUCCACAAUCCAUGGCUAGCCUUUCAUUGCUUGGCGAGAUUCAUCUGUCGAACAACAAUCUCUCUGGAAUGAUUCCUCAAUCCCCUCCAUUUGAUACGCAGCUGGAUUACGGAUUCCUGAAUAAUUCAGGCCUUUGUGGGUACCCUCUUCCUUCCUGUGGGGCAGAUUCUAGCUCAAGCUCGAAUAGCCAGCAUCAGAAGUCUCAUAGGAGACAAGCAUCACAUGCAGUGAGCUUGGCGGUGGUAGUAUUGUUUGCCCUCUUCUGCAUAUUUGGUUUGAUUAUAGUACUGAUCGAAACGAAGAAAAGAAGAAAAAGGAAGGAUGCUGCCCUUGGUACUUCUUAUAUGGACGGUCAUUCCCAUUCAGGCAAUGGAAAUACUAACUGGAAGCUUACGAGUGCACGGGAGGCAUUAAGCAUCAGCCUUGCAACAUUUGAUAAGCCCCUCCGAAAGCUCACGUUUGCAGAUCUUCUCGAAGCCACAAAUGGCUUCCAUGACGACAGCCUUGUAGGCUCUGGUGGCUUUGGUGAUGUCUACAAAGCCCAAUUGAAAGAUGGUAGCGUUGUGGCUAUCAAGAAACUAAUACACGUUAGUGGGCAGGGGGACCGGGAAUUCACAGCCGAAAUGGAAACCAUUGGGAAAAUCAAGCACCGGAACCUUGUGCCUCUCGUUGGCUACUGCAAGGUGGGAGAAGAACGGCUAUUGGUUUACGAGUACAUGAAAUAUGGAAGCCUAGAAGAUGUUUUACAUGACAGAAAGAAAAUUGGGAUCAAGCUAAAUUGGGCUGCAAGGAGGAAGAUUGCUAUUGGGGCUGCAAGGGGAUUGGCUUUCCUUCACCAUAACUGCAUUCCACAUAUAAUUCACAGGGAUAUGAAAUCUAGCAAUGUCUUGCUGGAUCAGAAUUUGGAAGCUAGGGUCUCUGAUUUCGGUAUGGCAAGGCUCAUGAGUGCCAUGGACACCCACUUGAGUGUCAGCACAUUGGCAGGCACUCCUGGUUAUGUCCCUCCUGAAUACUACCAGAGCUUUAGAUGUUCCACGAAGGGCGAUGUUUACAGUUAUGGUGUUGUCCUGCUUGAACUGCUAAGUGGGAAACAGCCAACUGAUUCAGCUGAUUUUGGUGACAAUAAUCUUGUGGGGUGGGUGAAGCAGCAUGCCAAAAUGAAAAUAAGUGAUGUUUUCGAUCCCGAGCUAUUGAAAGAGGACCCUAUCCUAGAGAUUGAGCUACUACAACACUUGAAGGUAGCUUCUGCUUGCUUGGAUGAACGGCCAUGGCGACGUCCCACAAUGAUUCAAGUCAUGGCAAUGUUCAAAGAAAUCCAAGCAGGGUCUGAGAUCGAUUCCACCACGUCCACCAUUGCUGCCGAUGAUCAAAGUUUUAGUACAGUUGGGGGAGGGGUAGAGAUGAGUAUAGAAGAGGGCAACGAGUUGACCAAGCAAUAGAUCAACAUUUCCAGCAAUUUCCUAAAAUUCCUUGAAAGGAAGAAGAAGGGGAUGAUGAUCUAUUGAGCUCCCAAAUUUCCCCCCUUUUUACCUGUUUAAAAUCACUUCUGUAUUUAUACCAGUUAAUGUAUGUACCUUUAGUCCCUUGAAAUUGUUGGUAUUACACAUAAAAGGUUGUUCAACUUGUAACACUGUACAUAUAUAAUUUCGUGUGGUUAUGCUCUUUUUUGUUCUUA